Chironomus riparius is the source of this 165-nucleotide messenger RNA. The record is from the annotation of a GenBank genome assembly. Lineage: Eukaryota; Metazoa; Arthropoda; Insecta; Diptera; Chironomidae.
AUGGAAGAAAUGAACAGCCAGGGGGAAGGCACUGUGAAACAUAACAAAGUUAUCCGAAACUUGUCACGUCGUCAACAUCAUCACAAGACAUCUGAUUUUCUUAUUUUCAUUUCCCACGUCACUUGGCGUUUUCAUGUCAAUGAGCGUAAUCUGUAUGCAGAAUAA